AUGCCACCAUCAAACCUCUUCUCUACCAUUCGGGCUGUGUCGCGAAGGGCCACUAAUCCUCGACUACCAACCAACCACCAAAGAGCCCUCGCACCAUUCUCCACCUCCCGCUUCUAUUCACAGCAAGACACUCCCUCACAACCACAAUCACCACCACCACGUCGCGCAACCACAAUCCCGCGCCCGCAAGAAAGAGUCCCGCCAAAAGCACCACCACCCUCCAAGCCAACCUACGAACUGACAUUCACAUGCAUCCCGUGCUCCACGCGAUCCACCCAUUCCGUCUCCAAGCAAGGCUAUCAUCACGGCAGUGUGUUAAUAACAUGUCCGGAAUGUAAGAAUCGUCAUAUUAUUAGUGACCAUUUGAAUGUAUGCGUCCCAUCCUCGCUUUGGUUUAGUGUAAGUACUGAUCAAUGGGAAUAGAUCUUUGGAGAUAAGAGUAUUACGAUUGAAGACCUGAUGCGGGAGAGGGGAAUGAUUGUGAAAAAAGGUACCCUGAGUAAUGAUGGGGAUGUGGAGUUCUGGGAAGAUGGGACGUCGAAUGCGAGGAUUCUGGAUGAGUCUGCGAAACCAUCAGAUGGAGCGACGUAGAUUGAAUGAUUUGGAUCAUGGAAAAGCUGGGGAGAAGAAGUCCUAGGAUUGGUCAACGACAAAAAUACCCCGCAUGACGAGGCCAAGAAAGGGUCAUAAUAAACGGUUAUGGUUCCAUGGAGCUGGGGAAACUCUUUGAGUGUGGGGAGGCUCAGAGCUGUAAGAAUAUUACGGGCGCUUUGUUGGACUCGAUCCAGUUAUUUGGCAUGAAUGCAGGUCGGCGUAUUG
Messenger RNA from Hymenoscyphus albidus, 819 nucleotides. NCBI's taxonomy places the organism in Eukaryota, Fungi, Ascomycota, Leotiomycetes, Helotiales, Helotiaceae. The record is from the annotation of a GenBank genome assembly.